Molecule: messenger RNA, 2490 nt
Organism: Siniperca chuatsi (mandarin fish)
Lineage: Eukaryota; Metazoa; Chordata; Actinopteri; Centrarchiformes; Sinipercidae
Gene: sms
Product: spermine synthase
Exons: 11
Coding region: 224-1330 (368 amino acids)
Biological process (GO): spermine biosynthetic process
Molecular function (GO): spermine synthase activity
Source: RefSeq, a predicted model, not a curated record
UAUCUCUCUCGUCUUAUCUUUUACGCCCGUCACUGCAUACUCCGUUGGCGUGGCCAGUAGCCACGCCUGGUUUGGUUAUUGUAGUGGGCGGUUUGGUAGCUGCAGUGGUAGCAGUGUAGUGGGCGGUUUGGUAGCAGCAGUGGUAGCAGGGCCCUCCCUCUGUCUCUGCAGAUAUUACUCGCAGCCCGUCUAUUCCAGGCAUGGAUGACGGUUGCACUCAGACAUGGCACUGCGACAUUACACUCUCGACUUCAACCUCUCUACGGCAGUUGACUCUGCUUCGACAGUUCCUGGUCUACUGUCCAUAUUUCAUGAGCAGGAAAUGACAGAGACUGUCCAUGACACAAAUGGACAUGGAUAUCUUGCUACUCUUGUAGGCAAGAAUGGCCGGCUUGUUAUUCUGCGUGUUCGCUCCCAUGGGUUGGUCACCAUUGAUGUGCAGUGUUAUGAAGAGGAUAACAUUGCACAACUAGACAAUCUUUUAAAUGCACUGGAAAAGAAGCUAAAGGUUCUCUUAAAUGGCAAUAUUACAAGGAUUAAAAGGCUCCCAGCCCUCGUACGAGGAGCAGAAGUUGACCGAUACUGGCCCACAGCUGACGGCAGACUGAUUGAGUAUGACAUUGACCGGGUGGUGUACGAAGAAGAUUCUGAAUACCAAAACAUAAAAAUAUUGCACUCCAAGCAGUAUGGAAAUAUUCUAGUUCUCAAUGGAGACAUUAACAUGGCAGAGAGUGAUUUUGCCUACACCCAAGCCAUCAUUGGUGGCGGAAAAGAGAAUUAUGCUGGAAAAGAGGUGCUGAUAUUAGGAGGAGGUGAUGGAGGCAUCCUUUCCGAGGUGGUCAAACUAAAGCCAAAGAUGAUCACCAUGUUGGAGAUUGACCAGAAGGUGAUAGACGGGUGCAAAACGCACAUGAGAGAAACUUGCGGCAAUAUCCUUGACAACCUGAAGGGAGACUGUUACCAAAUACUAGUUGAGGACUGUGUCCCUGUGCUGAAGAAGUAUGUCCAGGAAGGAAAGACGUUUGAUUACGUAAUUAAUGACCUCACUGCAAUCCCAAUAUCCACGGAGCCAGAAGAAGACUCUACAUGGGAGUUCCUGCGUCUCAUCUUAGAUCUGUCAAUAAAAGUCCUGCAUCCCUCUGGGAAAUAUCUCACACAGGGUAACAGCGUGAAUCUGACAGAGGCACUGAGUCUGUAUGAGGAGCAGCUGGGAAAGCUCUCGUGUCCCGUGGAGUUCUCCAAAAAGGUGGUGUGUGUGCCCUCCUACUUGGAGCAAUGGGUUUUCUACACCGUAUGGAAGAAGGAAAGACCUCCAGUUUUCACUGCUUGAAUCCCCAGCGGCUGGAAUGUGAAUGCUCCUCCCAUUUCUGCUGUGGCCUAAAAGGUGUGUUCAGGCUGAAUGUGACGUGAAAAUUAGAGGCAAAGCAAAGUUUGGAUAAACACAUUAUGUCAGCUUUAAAAUAAAAAAAAAAAAGGGAAUUGAUCUUGAGAAAUAUAACGAAAAUAACUUCAAUGUUCCUGCAAUGUAAAAUGAGUCUGACUAUAAGUCUGAGUAGUUCAUACUUACGGAAGCUCAUUGUACACAUUCAUGGCAGUCUAUGCCUAUUAUUAGUGAACUACAGCUAACAUCUGUACUGUAAUUGGCUAUUUUAGGUUUACAAGCAUGGACUUGACAAAACUUUCCAGUGGUCAAGUUAGUGUGAAUAAAUCCAGAUGAAAAUUGAUUUUGUAUUUAGUCUGAAAACCUCUUUAGGGGCACAAUGACAAUUUUAUCGCUCUAUUAACUCCAUUCUACCCUAAUCUUCCUUCCUGUUUUAGUUGUGUUUUACCAUUGUUUGCUACAACUUAUCAGUUGUAUUUCAUGUGUGUUACUUGAUUUGGAAUGUCCAUUUGCAUGUACUCUGAAGGAACUGUUAGAUGUUUAAACAUUGAUUUGAGACACUGAUAAUGUGGUGUAACUCAUCUUUCAACAGGCGUGUGUUCUCUUGUUUUUUUUUUUUUUUUUCUCUUUACUCUGAGUUAUGAGCUCAAAUUGUGUGAUAGGGUAAUCUAUAGGCUCAGCACAUCUGAAUUGAGUUGCUUAUAAGCACUGUUUUUGUUACUGCCUCUCAAAUGUGAUUUGAUUCUUUCAGGUUGUAUCAAGGCAAUUUGAUCAUGCCCAGUGAGACUGAAGUGUUUGAGUCCAAAUGUGUUUUAAAAGGGAAACAAUUCCACGACUUUAAUGCCACCUCUGUGCUUGUGCUGUUUUAUAUGUUAUGUUUUAUUAGCACCUUUGGUUUCUCCUGAUAUAUUUUAAGUUUUUUAAGACUAUUAGGUGCACGUAAAGGACAGUGAAUGUAGCUUGCAUAUACAGUACACAGCACGUUUACGCGUGAUCAAUCCUGUGAGACUGAGUUACAUUUAUUUAUUCAAUAUAAUUUCACCAAAUGCUGUUCUGUCCCACUUGAGAUCAUUUUUGUGACUAUCUAAAAUUAAAGUGUUUGGGGGAAA